AAAACUGUAAAUAUCAGAAUCAGAUGUUAGAAAUAAGUCCACAGAGAGGUGAUUAAAGUCUGAUCAAUACGUACAGUAUUUUGUUUUAAGAGUAGUUCAACUUCGUACAAGUUAACUGUGAACAAAAAGAUGGCCACGCAGGUUGCUGUACCAAAGGAGCGUUACAUACCGAAUGGAUUGAAAUUCGCGUUUGGAGGUCUUGCCGGAAUGGCAGCCACAUGUGUAGUACAACCACUAGACUUGAUUAAAACUCGAAUGCAGUUGAGUGGAGGCGGUCGGACUUCGUUUGCUGUAGCCGGAGAGAUUAUAGCAAGGGAGGGUUUCUUUUCAUUAUACGCUGGCCUGUCUGCAGGGCUCUUGAGACAGGCUACGUAUACGACAACACGUCUCGGGAUAUAUAACUGGUUGUUCGAUUCUUAUAGAGAGCGCAAUGCCGGGGCGGCUCCAGGCUUCGCUACCAAAACAUUCUUGGGUGUCACAGCCGGUUCAAUCGGUGCAUUUGUCGGUACACCCGCCGAGGUUGCUCUCAUUCGGAUGACAGCCGAUGGAAGAUUACCAGUCGAACAAAGAAGGAACUAUAAAAAUGUUUUGGACGCAUUGUUAAGGAUAGUCCGGGAAGAAGGAGUGCUAAAGCUCUGGCGAGGCGCCACCCCUACUGUUGGUAGAGCGAUGGUUGUGAACGCAGCACAACUCAGUACAUACUCCCAGGCAAGAGAAAUAUUCGUAGCGUACGUACCGGACGGUAUCUUCCUACACUUCUGUGCGUCAAUGGUGUCCGGACUGGUCACUACCAUCGCUUCGAUGCCGGUCGAUAUUAUUAAAACUAGAAUCCAGAACGCAGCCAAAGGUCAGUCCCAACUGGGCGUCGUGACCAACCUUCUUAAGAAUGAAGGUGUAUUUUCUCUAUGGAAGGGCUUCCUGCCCUACUACGCGCGCCUCGGCCCUCACACAGUACUGACAUUCAUAUUCCUGGAACAAAUGAACGCAGCCUACUUCAAAUACACGUAAACGUGUUAAGAAUUAACAAUUUUUUUUACAAAGGCACAAACAGACAGAACCACACGCAACACUGAGUGCCAAUUUUUUUUUAGCUCGCUUCCUACUUCAGUUUGCUGUUAUGUACAAAAUAGUAUUAGAUUUUAUUUAAUUCGUUUAUUUGCAAGUGAUAUGCCUGGUAGGUGUGGAAUUUAUUUAUUUAUUUAUAUAUUGAUUCACAUUUUCGCAAACCAAUAUAAAAUUUACAUUACAUUACAUGACAUAAUAUCAUAUAUAUAUAAAUAAUACAAGUUGCAUCAGUUGCAAGAGGCGGCCUUGUCGCUAAUAGAGCGAUCUCUUCCAGACAACCUUUUUGGAAUAUGUAAUACAAGUACGGCUUAUGAUUUAUAGCUCUCAACAUAUAAAUU
Molecule: messenger RNA, 1403 nt
Organism: Melitaea cinxia (Glanville fritillary)
Lineage: Eukaryota; Metazoa; Arthropoda; Insecta; Lepidoptera; Nymphalidae
Product: mitochondrial 2-oxoglutarate/malate carrier protein
Exons: 8
Coding region: 130-1008 (292 amino acids)
Biological process (GO): oxaloacetate transport; malate transmembrane transport; succinate transmembrane transport
Molecular function (GO): sulfate transmembrane transporter activity; succinate transmembrane transporter activity; antiporter activity
Source: RefSeq, a predicted model, not a curated record